Molecule: messenger RNA, 2091 nt
Organism: Colletotrichum lupini
Lineage: Eukaryota; Fungi; Ascomycota; Sordariomycetes; Glomerellales; Glomerellaceae
Exons: 2
Coding region: 1-2091 (696 amino acids)
Source: RefSeq, a predicted model, not a curated record
AUGAGGGACCCUUCAGAAUUCGAUGGCGAAGAGUUCCGCACUGCACCGUCGACUCGAGAACACAGCCUGUCCGUCAAUAGACCUCCAACUGUGACACAGCUACCAGGCGUAUUCGUUCCCUCAUGCCACAAUGGCACUGUCAUCUAUCCGACUACCACGCAGAUAGACCCUAAUCUCGGCCGGCGUCCAUCCAUCGUGCCACCGGGCCCGUCCACUACCCUAGACUGCAGCUUGUUCAGUAAUGGAGACGCCGAGACCAUGACGUGGGCUCCUCAAGCCAGUCCGGUUUUCCGGCGGCCAUCAAGGUGCAUGAGCAUGGAUCAGACUAGAACUCAGGCCCAUAACCACUGUCUGCCCCCGGCCGCUGCAGAAGCAGUCACAAAGGGGGAUCUGUCAGGAGACAAGUGUCUUGCCGGCGAGUCUCAGAACACAUCAUCAGGGAGAACGAACCACAAAUCAGGUACCGGCUUGACCUCCAACAUUGAACAUGGCCCCACGACGAUGCCCAUACAAGGCCGACGCGAUAUUUCAGGCAGCCACGGCUCCAUCAAUGUUCGUCAUAGCCGACACCCAUCCCGGUCCGAGCAUCUCUCCGACACCCCGAGACGGUCUGGUCACAGCAUUUGGGGAAAGCCCAAUACUUUGAUGCAGCAAAUCAUGGGAAAGGUACGGGUUCGUCUUGCUGGUCAACGAAGAACGCCGGAUAUCUCCCCAAGCGACCCCGAUGGAGGAACACCAUGCAACAAAGCCUCAUGCCAGUACGUUCUCACCGAUGAUCAAGUACAAGACGUUGUGGAGAUCGUUUUCAAAGAAAUGUGCAAGCACAAUACGACCAUGGAGGAUGCUUCCAAAACCCAGCAAGCAACUGAUACUGUGGUCCAAACAAAACUAGCCAGGAAGCCGAGCUUCCUCAAGACUGCCAUUGAGCUACGACCUGCUCGUGCAGCUGAUACAGCGACUACCAUCAACGAACCCGAGACCUCCUUCUUUAAUCGAAGCGCUGUUGAUGGUCAGGUACGGUCGAGAAGUGUGGCUCGACCGGCACCCAUCACCACGAUUGUAUCACGCAACAGUAUCACUGAUAUACGGUGGCUCGCUGAUACGCUGGCAGAACAUUCUGACCAGACCCGAGAACCGGUUUCGGAUGCUUCCGAAGUGCAAAUAUCUGCCGUGUCCCAGACCAACUCUUCCAUGUUCAAUGUGUCUAGCAUUAUUGAGGGACUCAGUCGGGCUUCUGAUUCUGAUACUUCGUCGGAUACUCCUGAUGUCCAUGGCUUCUCGCUCGGUUCUCAGCUUGUAGGCGGAUUAGGUCGUCAAAAAGAGAACCUCAAAGAAUCCAGUGUCGAUGACGAAGCUUCUUCAAUCACUUCAUUCCCUAGCCUGCCACAGCGACACUGCACGGAUGAGUGGCUGAGCACCCCGGCUAGUCUUGUCCCUCUUCAACAUGAAGAUAAGAGCAAGGUCAACAUGUAUCAUAUGGGAAUUGACGCGAGACUUGGUAGUGUCGCACCCAUCAGUAAGGACUCACCUCGUAGAGAUUCCGACCGUUCUAUGAGCCACGAGGUAGAUCUCCCCUUGGAUGAUCCUGCGAGUAUCAAAAACAAGCCCUCUCACCGAGACUCCGAGGCCUUGUCAGACUCGCAUGCAUGCGGCGAAAACAAGGCACCCGGCGAAUUGGCCAAGAAUACCAGGCGGCGCUCUGCCCAUUUCGCAGAGCCUUUGGUACAAGACACUCGCAAACCAGAACCAGGGUUCAUGCAGCAGAUCACCCGAAAGAUCAGUUCUGUUUUUCAGAGAACACCAAGUAGUAGCCGUACAACCCGCGCACCAGCGCCAUCCGAAGUUGACGAUGAGGUUACCGGAAAGGCUGGCGGAGAACUUGGUGCAAGCCGGCCAGCGGCGGGAACUGGUGGUUCUGGUGUGGAUUGCCUCUCAGAGCCGGAGCCCGACGCCGUCUAUCAGGCUAUGGUGCUAUCGAAGCCUACGAAAGACAAGAAGCAACGCCGUAGCACUUGUUCUGAAGACUACAUUCCUCACACGUGCGUGGAUGAUCUGAGCACGUCGGGAAUCCCCUCACCCAAUAUCCAGUAA